CUCACUCACACUCCCAUAUCUCCUGUGUAUUUUUUGGGGGGUGUGUGUGUGCGUGUGUGUUUUUUCAAAAGGCAAGAGGAGUGUGUGUGUGUUUGUGCCCUUGCAGUACAGAGGACUGAUAACUCCCCAGGAUGCAUCAGCUGCUUGUGGUGACCUCGGUGCUGGUGGCACUCUGCUCUCUAGGGAGUGUGGAUUCUUCGGCGUAUGACAAGAUAGUCACCCACAGCCGCAUACGGGCCAGGAAGGAAGGACCCAAUGUGUGCGCUCUGCAGCAGGUCUCUGGGACUAAAAAGAAGUACUUCAGCACAUGUAGGAACUGGUACAAAGGCUCCAUCUGUGGCAAGAAGACCAUGGUCCUAUAUGAAUGCUGUCCUGGGUACAUCAAGCUGGAGGGCAUGAGAGGAUGCCCUGCAGUGGCUCCAAUCGACCAUGUCUAUGGUACACUGGGGCUCGUAAAGGCCACGACCACACAGCAAUACGCUGACAUAUCCCAGCUGAGAGAGGAAAUUGAAGGCAAAGGCUCCUUCACCAUGUUUGCACCUAGCAAUGAAGCUUGGGAGAUGCUGGACCCAACUGUACGGUCCGCACUGAUAAGCAACGUGAACAUCGAGCUGUACAAUGCUCUUCACUACCACAUGGUGAACCGCCGUCUUUUGACCAAAGACUUGAAGAACGAUAUGUCUCUCGUUUCCAUGUAUAAUGACCUGGGGCUCUACAUCAACCACUACUCAAAUGGGAUUGUGACAGUGAACUGUGCCAGGAUCAUCUAUGGUAAUCAGGUGGCCACAAAUGGUGUGGUGCAUGUCAUUGAUCGGGUCAUCAGCAGCGUGGGCAACAACAUCAAGGAAGUCCUGGAUGUCACAGAUGAGCUCUCCAUCUUCAGAGGUGCUGUGUUGGCUGCUGGUAUGAUGGACAUGCUGGACCAGCCUGGCUCCUAUACUCUGUUUGCUCCCACUAAUGAAGCCUUUGACAGAUUGAGCCCGGGCUACCUGGAACGCAUCAUGGAAGACCAAGAUGUUAUUUCAGCCCUGGUGAAGUACCACCUGUUGAAGAGUGUCCAGUGUUCUGAAGCAAUCAUGGCAGGGUCGGUGUACGAGACUGCAGAGGGCAACACCAUAGAGAUCGGCUGUGAUGGCGACAGUUUGACGGUCAACGGAAUCAAGAUGGUGCUGAAGAAGGACAUUGUCACCAGCAAUGGCGUCAUCCACUACAUCGACCAGGUGCUCAUCCCUGACUCAGCCAAAGAAGGGAUUGAGCUAAUGGGAGAGUCUCAGAGCACCUUCGGCGACAUGGUGUCCGAACUGGGCUUAGCCGCUGCCUUGGGUCCAAAGAUAGAGUACACACUGCUUGCUCCUGUCAACACCGCCUUCACUGACGAGCUGAAAACAACAGAGGAGAACCUGCUAAAAAUCAUUUUGCAAAACCACAUCUUGAAGCUGAAAGUGACACUGGGCGAGCUCUACAAUGGACAGCUGCUGGAAACACUGGCUGGCAAACUGCUCCGAGUCUUCAUUUAUCGCACUGCUGUUUGCAUAGAAAACGCAUGUAUGCUGCGUGGCAGUAAAGAGGGAAGCAAAAGCGCCCUCCAUGUUAUGAGGUCCGUCAUCACACCCGCCGAGAAAACGAUCUAUGAGCUCCUGAUUGCUGAUGGACGAUUCAAGAUUUUCCUGUCGCUGAUGGAGACAGCAGGUUUGACUGAUCUGCUGAGGCAGGAAGGCUCCUACACCAUCUUUGCACCAACUGACGACGCCUUUGAUGGUCUCAGUAAAGAAGACCUUGCCCUGCUCAAGAGUGAUCUGAAUGCUUUGAGGGUCAUUCUGCUGUACCACUUCAGUAACGGCAUCUUCAUCAAUGGAGGAUUAGAGGGAGGAGUCACUAAUCUGCUCAAAACCCUCCAGGGCAACAACCUGCAAGUUAUAGCUGUUAACAACUCUAUUCAUGUCAACUCUGUGAAUGUGCCAGACAGUGACCUGAUGGCAACAAACGGUGUUGUCCACGUGGUGAAGAACGUUCUCUAUCCUGCGGACCUUCCUGUGGGCCGCGAGGACCUCCUGGUCCUCCUGAAGAAGCUGAUUAGGUACAUCCAGAUUAAGUUUGUUUCUGGAUUUUCUUAUACUGAGAUCCCACUUACCUUCAUCAAGAAGAUCAUCACCACUACACACACCACUACACAUUAUAUUGAAUCAGACCCUGAAAUAACAAAGGUGACCAGAGUCAUUGAGGGCAAACCCACUAUGACCCACGUUACCAGGGUCAUCGAGGGGGAUCCUACCUUUACCAAGGUUACAAGAGUCAUCGAGACAGAACCAAUUGUCACUAAGGUGGUCGUCGAGGGGGAGCCGGUAGUCACCAAGUUAACCAGAGUCAUCGAGGGGGAUCCUUCCGUCAAAAAAGUAACCAGAGUCAUCGAGGGGGAUCCUUCCAUCAAAAAAGUAACCAGAGUCAUUGAGGGAAAACCUACCAUUACCAAGGUUACGAGAGUUAUUGAAGGUGACCUUGGUGCAGAUGGACAGACAGGUGGAGCCAGAUACACCACGGCGAACGAGCCUUAUAUCAUUGAGGGCCCAGACUUUUCUAAGAUCACCACCAUCCACGGCAACCCAAAUCUGAUCGACGAGGAAUCAGAGAGAAUUACCAAAAUCAUUAAAGAGGGAGGUAAAUUCGCUGCUGCCAGGAAAGCGCCAGCUGGCAUGAGGAGGAGAACAAGGCUGGUCAGGCGUCACCACAAGCCAAGGCAGUGAAUCCAACAGAGAGAAAACACCUUUGGGCUCACCGCAGAGACUGAAUGCAUCUCCAGAGCUCCUGGUCGAGCGCUGGAGGAUUGAAAAACUGUGGAUCAAUAGGGAGAGAUGAAACCAAUCUAGCUAUUUCUUUGCCCAAACCACCUGUAAGAAUGAUUGUUUACUAUUCCAUCUGGACCAUACUGUAUGUGAUAGGCAUGAUGUGUAAUAGCAAUGAAAUUAGAAUACCCUUUAUGUAAGUAAUGUAAGUGUGCAGGGGAACUAUGGACUUUUGCUGUGGGGUAGAUGGUGUGUAAGGUGAGAUUUAUUCUACCACCAAGAGAUGUUUUUAAAGGUUUGCUUUUUUAAUUAUGUCACUCUGUUAACGGAUGGCUUGGGACGAUUUUUGUAUGCUUCAUAUGGUGCUCGCAUUCUAUACAAUGGAUGCAUUUUAAUGAAUACGACAAGUGAAAACAGUGUUUUGCUACCAUUAGAUGCUGUACUGAACCUCUGUAAAUUAUCACAUGGUGAUUAAAAUACACAAAUAAUUUUUAUACAGUUUUCAGUAAUUCUUUCCAGCUUCCAUGACUGUUUUUACUCCACGAAAACAAAAUGUUUCAUGCUGUUGAAUGUGAGCCUGAUUGUGUAUGUCCUUGUACAACCAGGCUUCACAAUCAUGUUUGUUUUUACCUCAGAGAAAAAGUGGUAAAUAAAAUCUGCAUAGU
This is a messenger RNA of Epinephelus moara (kelp grouper), 3445 nucleotides long. RefSeq names its product periostin, osteoblast specific factor a (gene postna). Gene Ontology annotation, biological process: extracellular matrix organization; cell adhesion. Gene Ontology annotation, molecular function: cell adhesion molecule binding. The coding region runs from base 132 to 2741 and encodes 869 amino acids. The transcript has 23 exons. Gene Ontology annotation, cellular component: extracellular matrix. NCBI's taxonomy places the organism in Eukaryota, Metazoa, Chordata, Actinopteri, Perciformes, Serranidae. The record is from RefSeq and is a predicted model, not a curated record.